Anopheles darlingi is the source of this 1132-nucleotide messenger RNA. RefSeq names its product single-strand selective monofunctional uracil DNA glycosylase (gene Smug). The record is from RefSeq and is a predicted model, not a curated record. Bases 164 to 1132 code for a protein of 322 amino acids. Lineage: Eukaryota; Metazoa; Arthropoda; Insecta; Diptera; Culicidae. The transcript has 3 exons. Gene Ontology annotation, molecular function: oxidized pyrimidine nucleobase lesion DNA N-glycosylase activity; single-strand selective uracil DNA N-glycosylase activity. Gene Ontology annotation, biological process: base-excision repair.
UCUCACCCAAGAUGUGUAUGGGCACUGUCAAAACCAUGCGCCCCAACGUCAGUCGAGAACGGCGGCAAAAAUCGUGUUGAUUUCCGUGGAACGAUCGGUAUUUCUGAUUUCCCAGAGCAUUUUUCAUUAAAUCCGUACCGUGUAAGUAAAGUUGGUAUCGAGCAUGUUGCGCAAAAAGCAGAAACUGGACGACCAGAACGAGCCCAGUCCAGCACCAGCGGCCGGAGAAUUCACACUAUCACGCUUCGCAAACACCCCGAAACCUAAACUUACUCACGCUUCGCACCUCACAUCCAAAAUCGUAACGGUAGCAGAAGACCAACCGCAAGAGCAGGACAAAUCUGAUGCCCGGGCAGUGGCCAACGGCAGUACGGAACCGUAUUGGCAACAAGUGUAUCGCAUUGAGCUGAAACUUUCGGCCGACUUGCGGAACGUUUCCCUGCCAGAUGAGGUGGCCGCCUGCUACGAUCCGAUCGCUUAUGCCGACGAAAUCCAUCGGGCAUACAUGGAUCGCUUCCUCGAUGGUCCCAAGCACGUGUUGUUCAUCGGCAUGAAUCCAGGACCCUGGGGAAUGUGCCAAACCGGGGUUCCCUUCGGUUACGUACCGGCCGUUCGUGAUUGGAUGGGAUUGCGCGGCACAGUUCAGAAGCCAGAAGGUGAACUAUCAGUCCGGCCUGUCGAAGGUUUGUCGUGCACAAGGGAGGAACAGAGCGGUAAACGUUGGUGGGGUCUAUUUGAGGAGCUGUGCGGUAACCCGGAAUCUUUUUUCCGCUCCUGUUUCGUCUACAAUCUGUGCCCACUGGCAUUCUUCCACAAGAGUGGUCGCAACAUUACUCCAAGCGAGCUGAAGAGCAAAGCCAAGGGUGAAAUACAAACGAUUGCCGAAAAGUACCUAGCGGCGGCACUACAAGUGUUGCAGCCAAAAAUUAUCAUCUCUGUCGGUCGAUAUACGGAGGAUCGUGUAAAGGCGCUGGUCAAGCAGAACAAGCUCGAUGCGACCGUUAUUCGGACGCUCUGCAUUCCUCAUCCUAGUCCGCGCAGCCUGAACAACACCAACUGGAACGAAAAGGCAAAACGUUGGCUCGAAGACAAUGGUAUUAUGCCAUUCCUAAAGCACCAACCGUCGCACUAA